This is a messenger RNA of Cephus cinctus (wheat stem sawfly), 14623 nucleotides long. RefSeq names its product dynein heavy chain, cytoplasmic (gene Dhc64C). The record is from RefSeq and is a predicted model, not a curated record. The transcript is spliced from 22 exons. Bases 107 to 14098 code for a protein of 4663 amino acids. Gene Ontology annotation, molecular function: dynein intermediate chain binding; dynein light intermediate chain binding; ATP hydrolysis activity. Lineage: Eukaryota; Metazoa; Arthropoda; Insecta; Hymenoptera; Cephidae. Gene Ontology annotation, biological process: microtubule-based movement. Gene Ontology annotation, cellular component: dynein complex.
UCUCUACUCUCGUCUAGUCGGCUGACAGUUCAUCGUGCGGGAGUCUUGCGAUCGCCUCCUCAAUUGUCUAACGUUGAAAAAGUUGUUAAGUACAUUUUGAUUCGAGAUGGGUGAUUCUUUAGACGGAUCGGGGGAACCGUCUCCUGAAUCACAAAAUAUUGCGAUUGUCGAGUAUUCCUCAUUCGCUAACUAUCUUCGAAAGGCCGUUACGAUCCUUUUGCCUGACGAGGAUGUGGUUCCAUCCGCAUUUAAUACUGCUCUUGAGGACAGAAAUAAUCAGGAGUGUAUUCGAAAAUUUCUCAGUGAUUCACAAGUUUGGUCCUUGUAUAUUCAACGCACAUCCAGCAAAGAAGAAGAUAGUGGUGAAGGCGAUGAAGAGAAAGAAAAUUCCACAUACUAUAUAUCAAAUGAUAUUCACUUUACUAGUCCUAAAAUGGGCUCUCUUAUUGUGACAAAACGUGGUUCGGUAAUAGAGGCAGAUAAGUCCAUUCAUUCACAAGUACGACUUGUUACCAUUUCCGAUGGACCAGCAUAUGAAACUCUACACGCUAUUAGUAAAACUAUGGCACCAUACUUUAAGAGCUAUGUCAAAGAAACAGGGAGAGCGGAUAGAGAUGGUGACAAAAUGGCACCGUCCGUUGAAAAAAAAAUUGCUGAAUUGGAGAUGGGAUUGUUACAUUUACAACAGAAUAUUGAUAUCCCAGAGAUUUCCCUUCCAGUUCACCCAAUUGUUUUACAUGUGAUCAAACAAUGUGCAGAUGAAGGAAGGAAACCCAAAGUUGCUGAUUUUGGGGACAAAGUAGAGGAUUCAACAUUUUUGAAUCAAUUACAAACUGGUGUAAACAGGUGGAUCAAAGAGAUUCAAAAAGUAACAAAACUUAAUCGUGACCCAGAGUCAGGUACAGCACUUCAAGAAAUUUCAUUUUGGUUGAAUUUAGAAAGAGCUUUACACCGAAUUCAGGAGAAACGUGAAAGCAUUGAGAUUUCCUUAACUCUUGAUAUCCUUAAGCAUGGAAAACGUUUCCAUGCAACUGUCAGUUUUGAUACAGACACUGGCUUGAAACAAGCCUUAGCAACUGUAAAUGAUUACAAUCCGUUGAUGAAAGAUUUUCCAAUCAACGACCUUUUGUCAGCUACUGAGCUAGAGCGGAUUCGAGCAGCUGUGCAACAAAUCUUCAUGCACUUAAGGAAGAUCAGAAGUACAAAAUAUCCCAUUCAGCGAGUUCUUAGAUUGGUGGAAGCAAUUUCCAGAGACUUGGGACAACAAUUGCUCAAAGUUCUUGGUACCAGAAGACUGAUGCAUAUUCCUUUCGAUGAAUUUGAGAAAGUCAUGGGACAAUGUUUUGAAGUGUUUAGUACCUGGGAUGAUGAGUAUGAUAAACUUAUUGGAUUACUGAGGGACGUCGUCAAAAAGAAACGAGAUGAACACUUAAAGAUGGUCUGGCGAGUUUCUCCAGCUCACAAGAAACUUCAAACUCGUAUGGAACAUAUGCGUUGUUUCCGUCGUCAGCAUGAACAACUAAGAACUGUCAUUGUUCGUGUAUUGCGACCUACUGUUCGUCAGAACAAUAACAACGCAAGCAUAGAAAAUGCUGACAAUGAUAGUGGAAAGCUGGAAUUUCCUUUGGACGCUGCUGAUGCUAACGCAAUUAGUGAGGUCAAUCUUGCAUAUGAAAAUGUCAAGGAAGUUGAAUGCUUAGAUAUUACCAAGGAAGGAUUAGAGUUCUGGGAGGCUGCGGUACAUCGAUAUGAAGAACGCAUUGAACGUGUAGAAGCUAGAAUAACAGCACAUCUGAGAGAUCAAUUGGGUACCGCAAAGAAUGCUAAUGAAAUGUUUCGUAUUUUUUCACGUUUUAAUGCUCUUUUUGUGAGACCACAUAUUAGAGGUGCCAUUCGAGAAUAUCAAACUCAACUGAUCCAAAGAGUCAAAGAUGAUAUUGAAGCACUGCAUGAAAAAUUCAAGGUUCAAUAUGCGCAGAGCAAGUGCUGCAGGAUGAGUAUGGUAAGAGAUCUGCCACCAGUUUCAGGGUCGAUAAUUUGGGUUAAACAAAUUGAUCAUCAGCUGACGAUGUAUCUAAAACGUGUCGAAGAUGUCUUGGGUAAGGGUUGGGAAAAUCAUAUCGAGGGUCAAAAGUUAAAAGCCGAUGGAGAUAGUUUCCGGAUGAAAUUAUCUACUCAAGAAAUAUUUGACGAAUGGGCGCGCAGAGUGCAGCAACGCAAUACUGCUGUUAGUGGUCGCAUUUUCACAAUUGAGAGCGUUCGAUCACGUUCUGGUAGAGGAAACGUUCUCAAGUUGAAAGUGAACUUUUUGCCGGAAAUUAUCACGCUGGCCAAGGAAGUGAGGAAUCUGAAGAAUCUAGGAUAUCGUGCUCCGAUAGCUAUUGUUAACAAAGCUCACCAAGCUAAUCAAGUUUAUCCAUUCGCUAUCAGUUUGAUUGAGAGCAUCAGGACGUAUGAGAGAACUUUGGAAAAGCUUACCAAUCGGAGUCCCCACUGUCCCGCACUGAAGAUUGAAGAUAAAGCAAGUAUCAUACCCUUGGUUGCUGGAAUGCGUAAGGAUGUUCUAUCACUCAUUUCUGAGGGUAUUGCCCUGGUAUGGGAAAGCUACAAACUUGAUUUGUAUGUCCAUCGUCUUUCGGAUGCUGUUGUAUCUUUCCAAGAAAAAGUUGAAGAUCUUCUUGUCGUCGAAGAACAGCUGGACGUUGAUGUUCGAUCUUUGGAAACUUGCCCUUACUCGGCAAAUACUUUUGCUGAUAUAUUAUCUAAGAUUCAGAAGUCUGUGGAUGAAUUGUCAUUGAAGAACUACUCGAAUCUACAUAUUUGGGUAGCUAGACUUGAUGAAGAGGUCGAGAAGAAUUUGGCAGCACGAUUAGAAGCUGGAGUAAAAGCAUGGACCGAUGCACUUAUGGGACAAAAGAAAGAAGUUGACCUGAGCAUGGAUACCGAUGCACCUGCGCAACCAACUCACAAGCCUGGCGGUGAUCCUAAGAUACAGAAUCAAAUUCAUGAAGUCAGGAUCACCAAUCAGACAAUGUACUUAUAUCCUAGUAUUGAGGACGCGAGAUUCCAGAUCAUGCAACAACUUUUCGCUUGGCAAGCGAUCGUUACGUCUCAGAUUCGUUUACAGAGUUCCAGGUAUCAAGUAGGUCUUGACAAACCAGAGUCAGGAACUUAUAGAAACUUGCUGACAAAAUUACCCGGUGGAAAAGUACCGCUGGAAGCAGCUUACGAAGCCGUUGAAUCAAAGAUGAAGGAUGUUGCUGAUUAUGUCGAUCAAUGGCUUAGAUACCAAUCACUUUGGGAUCUUCAACCUGACAACCUGUAUGGAAAGUUGGGUGAAGACAUCAAUCUGUGGAUGAAGUGUUUGAAUGAUAUAAAGAAAACGAGAACGACUUUCGACACUUCAGAUACAAGACGAGAGUUCGGUCCUAUUAUCAUUGAUUUUGCUAAAGUACAAAGUAAAGUCUCCCUAAAGUAUGAUUCUUGGCACAAGGAGACCUUGGGCAAAUUCGGUUCUCUCCUUGGAAAUGAAAUGGCAAGUUUCCACGCACAAGUGUCCAAGUCCAGAGGUGAUCUCGAACAACAAUCCAUCGAAGCUGCAAGUACUUCUGAUGCUGUCGGCUUCAUAACGUACGUGCAAUCUCUUAAACGCAAGAUGAAAGCAUGGGAGAAGCAAGUGGACGUGUACAGGGAAGGUCAAAGGAUUUUGGAACGUCAAAGAUUCCAGUUCCCAACAUCGUGGUUGCACGUUGAUAACAUAGAGGGUGAGUGGGGUGCGUUCAACGAGAUCAUCAAACGUAAAGAUACCAGCAUCCAAACGCAGGUAGCUUCUCUACAGAUGAAGAUUGUUGCUGAAGAUAAAGCAGUUGAGACAAGAACAACUGACUUCCUUAAUGACUGGGAAAGAGGAAAACCUGUUGAGGGUCAUCUGCGUCCUGAUGAAGCCCUGCAACAGCUGCAAUUGUUCGAAAGCAAAUUCGCUAGACUCAAGGAAGAACGGGACAACGUCGCUAAAGCGAAGGAAGCUCUGGAAUUGCAGGAACCAGGCGGUGUGUCUACCAGUGAGGAUAGAAUUCAAGUUAUCUUUGAGGAAUUGCAAGACUUGAGAGGCGUGUGGUCAGAAUUGUCAAGAAUUUGGGCUCAAAUAGAUGAGACUAGAGAAAAACCAUGGUUGUCGGUUCAACCUAGGAAGUUACGUCAACAGCUGGAUACAAUGAUGGCUCAGCUGAAGGAACUUCCUGCAAGAUUAAGACAAUACUCUUCAUACGAGUACGUGAAGAAGAUGCUGCAAAGUUAUACCAAGGUUAACAUGUUGAUCGUGGAACUUAAAUCUGAUGCUUUGAAAGAGCGACAUUGGAAACAACUAACGAGACAGCUGAGAGUCAAUUGGGUAUUAAGUGAACUAACGCUCGGCCAAGUGUGGGACGUAAAUCUUCAGAAAAAUGAAGGAAUCGUUAAAGAUAUAAUCCUAGUGGCACAAGGUGAAAUGGCUUUGGAGGAGUUCUUGAAGCAAGUGAGAGAGUCCUGGCAAACAUACGAACUAGACCUCAUAAACUACCAGAGCAAGUGCAGAUUGAUUCGAGGAUGGGAUGAUUUAUUCAAUAAAGUUAAAGAACACAUCAACUCCGUAGCAGCCAUGAAAUUGUCACCGUAUUAUAAAGUGUUUGAAGAAGAAGCUCUAACUUGGGAGGAGAAGCUUAACAGGAUAAAUGCACUCUUCGAUGUUUGGAUCGACGUUCAGCGGCGGUGGGUAUAUCUUGAGGGUAUCUUCUCAGGUAGUGCCGACAUCAAGACGCUGCUACCAGUGGAAACAUCACGUUUCCAAAGUAUCAGUUCUGAAUUCCUUGGAUUGAUGAAGAAAGUCUCGAAAUCUCCAAUGGUCAUGGAUGUCCUAAAUAUCCCUGGCGUCCAAAGAGCCCUUGAACGACUUGCCGAUCUUCUUGGAAAGAUUCAGAAAGCUCUUGGAGAAUAUUUGGAAAGGGAAAGAACAUCCUUCCCGCGAUUUUAUUUCGUCGGAGAUGAAGAUUUACUCGAGAUCAUUGGUAACAGUAAAAAUGUCGCAAGAUUGCAAAAGCAUUUCAAGAAAAUGUUCGCCGGCGUGGCAGCUAUUCUACUUAACGAGGAUAAUACCGUUAUUACUGGUAUAGCAUCUCGCGAGGGUGAAGAAGUCACUUUCCAAACUCCAGUGUCAACAGUAGAUCAUCCGAAGAUCAAUGAAUGGCUAACACUCGUGGAAAAGGAAAUGCGUGUCACCCUAGCUUCUAGUCUCGCAAGAGCAGUCCAUGAUAUUAAGCAGUUCAAGGAUGGAAAUAUUAAUUCUCAAGCAUUCAUGACUUGGUGUGACAACUAUCAAGCCCAGAUCAUUGUCUUGGCUGCACAAAUUUUGUGGUCUGAAGACGUCGAAGCAGCUCUUCACGAAGCUCAAUCAGAUUCCAGCAAGAAUCCACUAGAAAGAGUAUUAAACCAAGUCGAAGUGACAUUGAAUGUCCUUGCGGAUUCUGUACUCCAGGAACAACCGGCUCUUAGGAGGAAAAAAUUGGAGCAUCUCAUUAAUGAAUUUGUACAUAAACGUACCGUCACGAGAAGGUUAAUUGCUAAUAAAGUAUCAAAUCCAAAGGCUUUCGAGUGGCUCUGCGAGAUGAGAUUCUAUUUUGAUCCACGACAAACCGAAGUUCUUCAACAACUUACGAUUCACAUGGCAAAUGCUAAAUUCUUUUACGGAUUUGAAUAUCUAGGCGUACAGGAUAGACUAGUCCAAACGCCAUUAACAGACAGAUGUUACUUAACUAUGACACAAGCUCUAGAAGCUAGACUCGGUGGUUCGCCAUUCGGUCCUGCUGGAACCGGAAAGACUGAAUCAGUUAAAGCUCUUGGACACCAACUUGGAAGAUUCGUACUUGUAUUUAAUUGCGAUGAAACGUUUGAUUUCCAGGCUAUGGGCCGUAUAUUCGUCGGUCUCUGCCAAGUCGGAGCUUGGGGUUGUUUCGAUGAAUUCAAUCGUUUGGAAGAGCGUAUGCUUUCAGCUGUUUCUCAACAAGUGCAAACCAUUCAGGAAGCUCUCAAGAGUCAAAUGGAGGGCAAGAAAGAAGGAACUCUUUGUGUGGAGCUUGUUGGAAAACAAGUUAAAGUCUCUACAGACAUGGCGAUCUUCAUUACCAUGAAUCCUGGUUAUGCUGGACGGUCUAAUUUGCCAGACAACUUAAAGAAGUUAUUCAGAUCACUAGCUAUGACAACACCCGAUAGACAGUUGAUUGCCGAAGUGAUGCUGUUCAGUCAAGGCUUCAGAUCUGCUGAAAAAUUAGCGUGCAAAAUUGUACCAUUCUUCAAGCUAUGCGAUGAACAAUUAUCAAAUCAAUCGCAUUACGACUUUGGUCUUCGUGCUUUGAAAUCCGUACUAAUCUCAGCCGGAAAUGUGAAACGUGAUAGAAUCCAAAAAAUUAAGGAGGGUAUGCAAAAUCGUGGAGAAACUGACAUUGAUGAAGCUUCGAUCGCUGAGAACUUACCGGAACAAGAAAUUUUGAUCCAAUCAGUCUGUGAGACUAUGGUGCCUAAAUUAGUCGCGGAAGAUAUUCCUCUACUCUUCAGUCUCCUGAACGAUGUAUUCCCGAACGUAAACUAUACUCGUGCUGAAAUGAAGGGUUUGAAAGAUCAAAUUCGAAAGGUCUGCGCUGAAGAAUAUCUUGUAUGUGGAGAAGGCGAUGAACAAGGUGGAGCCUGGCAAGAAAAGGAAACGGUCGGUGAGACCUGGGUUGCGAAGGUACUUCAACUAUACCAAAUCUGCAAUCUCAAUCAUGGCUUGAUGAUGGUUGGUCCAAGUGGUUCUGGAAAAACGACUGCAUGGAAGGUGCUUCUAAAGGCACUGGAAAGAUUCGAAGGCGUGGAAGGUGUAGCCCAUGUCAUUGAUCCCAAGGCUAUCAGCAAGGAAACACUUUAUGGUGUAUUGGAUCCCAACACCAGAGAAUGGACUGAUGGUCUAUUCACUCAUAUUCUUAGAAAGAUCAUAGAUAACGUCAGAGGGGAGAUAAAUAAGCGACAGUGGAUCAUUUUCGACGGAGAUGUUGAUCCAGAAUGGGUUGAGAAUCUCAACUCAGUCCUUGACGAUAAUAAACUUCUAACUUUGCCAAAUGGCGAGCGUCUUAGCUUACCACCAAAUGUUAGAGUGAUGUUUGAAGUACAAGAUCUGAAGUAUGCAACAUUAGCUACUGUCUCUCGUUGCGGCAUGGUCUGGUUCUCAGAGGAUGUUCUUUCAACGGAAAUGAUCUUCGAGAAUUACAUGUUGCGCUUGAAAAAUAUUCCACUGGAAGAUGGCGAAGAGGAUAAUCUUGGCAAGAAGACGGCAGAUAAAGAAGACACUAUUUCACCUGCUUUAUCUGUACAGCGUGAAGUUGCUAGUAUUUUGCAAAGUUACUUUGCACCUGAUGGUUUAGUAGUGAGGUGUCUGGAGUACGCCAUGAAACAAGAACAUAUAAUGGACUUCACGCGGUUGCGUGCACUCAGCUCCCUGUUCUCCAUGCUGAACCAAUCUGUGCGCAAUGUUUUACAAUAUAAUCAUACGCAUAUGGAUUUCCCGCUGCCAAGUGAGCAGUUAGAACGUUACAUGCCAAAAUGUCUGGUUUACGCGUUACUGUGGAGUUUCGCUGGUGAUGCGAAGCUGAAGGUUAGAUCUGACUUGGGUGACUUUAUAAGAUCUAUAACUACAGUACCCUUACCAGCUCAGAGUAAUAUACCCAUCAUAGACUUCGAAGUAAAUAUUCACGGAGAGUGGCUACCGUGGAGUAACAAGGUACCUCAGAUUGAGGUAGAAACUCAUAAAGUGGCUAGUCCAGAUAUCGUUGUACCCACGUUGGACACUGUCAGACAUGAGAUUCUGCUUUACACGUGGCUAGCUGAGCACAAACCGUUGGUACUGUGUGGUCCACCUGGUUCUGGUAAAACCAUGACUCUUUUCUCUGCGUUGAGAGCUUUACCGGAUAUGGAAGUUGUUGGCUUGAAUUUUUCAUCUGCCACAACUCCAGAACUGUUAUUAAAGACAUUCGACCAUUACUGCGAGUACCGCAAAACACCAAAUGGUGUUGUACUAUCACCUGUGCAGCUUGGAAAGUGGCUCGUUUUGUUCUGUGACGAAAUCAAUUUACCGGAUAUGGAUAAUUAUGGCACUCAACGUGUAAUCUCAUUUUUAAGACAAUUAGUAGAACACAGAGGAUUCUACCGCACUAGUGAUCAAGCUUGGGUCUCAUUGGAGAGGAUUCAGUUCGUCGGAGCUUGUAAUCCACCUACUGAUCCUGGUAGAAAACCACUUAGCCAUAGAUUCUUACGCCAUGUACCAGUCAUCUAUGUUGACUAUCCUGGAGAAACAUCUCUCAAGCAGAUUUAUGGAACAUUCACACGUGCCAUGCUCAGGUUAACUCCUUCCCUGAGGGGCUAUGCGGAACCUUUAACAAAUGCAAUGGUGGAAUUCUACCUAGCCUCCCAAGAACGGUUUACCCAAGACAUGCAGCCACAUUACGUUUAUUCGCCUCGUGAAAUGACACGAUGGGUCCGUGGAAUCUGUGAAGCAAUUAGACCUCUUGAUAGUUUAUCAGUUGAGGGACUUGUACGUCUCUGGGCACAUGAGGCACUUCGUUUGUUCCAAGACCGAUUGGUAGAAGAUUCAGAACGUGGUUGGACUAAUAAGAAUAUUGAUAUCGUGGCACUGAAACACUUUAUGGGCGUUGAUAAAGAAAAAGCACUGUCCAGACCGAUUCUCUACAGUAACUGGUUAUCUAAAGAUUAUGUGCCAGUUAACAGACAAGAGUUGAGGGACUACGUAAGGGCUAGAUUGAAGGUCUUCUACGAGGAAGAGUUGGAUGUACCUCUGGUUCUCUUCGAUGAAGUUCUCGAACAUGUUCUGCGAAUUGACAGAAUUUUCCGACAGCCUCAGGGACAUUUGCUGUUGAUUGGUGUCUCAGGUGCUGGUAAGACAACUCUGUCGAGGUUUGUUGCGUGGAUGAACGGAUUAUCCAUCUUUCAAAUAAAGGUGCAUAAUAAAUACUCUGGAGAAGAUUUCGAUGAAGAUUUGCGACAAGUAUUGAGACGUUCUGGUUGCAAGGAUGAGAAGAUAGCUUUUAUUCUUGACGAAUCCAACGUACUUGAUUCUGGCUUCCUGGAACGAAUGAAUACUCUCCUGGCUAACGGAGAAGUUCCUGGUUUGUUCGAGGGCGAUGAAUACACUACUCUUAUGACUCAGUGCAAAGAAGGAGCUCAACGAGAAGGUCUGAUGCUCGAUUCCAACGAAGAACUUUACAAGUGGUUCACGGGUCAAGUCAUGAAGAACUUGCACGUUGUUUUCACAAUGAAUCCAAGCACAGACGGCCUUAAGGAUCGUGCUGCAACCUCACCGGCGUUGUUCAACAGAUGCGUGCUUAAUUGGUUUGGCGAUUGGUCCGAUAACGCAUUGUUCCAAGUUGGAAAAGAAUUCACAAAUCGCGUUGAUCUGGAAAGGCCUUCAUGGAAAUGUCCAGACUUCUUCCCAUCUGUCUGCUCAUUAAUACCUGCGCAACCCACACAUAGAGAUGCAGUCAUCAAUGCUUGCGUCUAUGUACAUCAGACCCUGCACAAAGCUAACGCAAGACUGGCAAAGAGAGGUUCGAGAACAAUGGCGAUCACCCCUCGACAUUAUCUAGACUUCAUUAACCACUUCGUCAAGUUGUAUCAAGAGAAGAGAAGUGACUUGGAGGAACAGCAGUUACAUUUGAAUGUUGGUUUAAGCAAAAUUGCUGAAACCGUGGAACAAGUUGAGGAAAUGCAAAAGAGCUUGGCUGUUAAAUCACAGGAAUUGCAAGCCAAGAACGAAGCUGCCAAUGCUAAAUUGAGACAGAUGGUGAAAGAUCAACAGGAAGCGGAAAAGAAGAAAGUACAAAGUCAAGAGAUCCAACAGCAGCUAGCUAUCCAAACUGUGGCCAUUGAUCAAAAGCGAGAAGACGUAAUGGCUGAUCUUGCUCAAGUCGAACCAGCUGUCAUUGACGCUCAAAAUGCGGUGAAAUCAAUAAAGAAACAGCAUUUGGUUGAGGUUCGCUCCAUGGCGAACCCACCAGCGAUCGUCAAGGUUGCGCUGGAGUCUAUCUGCCUGUUGCUCGGCGAAAAUGCCAGUGACUGGAAAUCUAUCCGCGCGGUCAUCAUGAGAGACAAUUUUAUCAAUACCAUUGUCUCGAAUUUCAGUACUGAGGACAUUACUGAUGAGGUACGCGAAAAGAUGAAGAGUCGUUACUUGAGCAACCCUGACUACAACUUCGAAAAAGUCAACCGUGCGAGUAUGGCUUGUGGUCCUAUGGUCAAGUGGGCGAUUGCUCAGAUUGAAUAUGCAGACAUGUUGAAGCGUGUGGAGCCACUGCGUGAUGAACUUCACUCACUGGAGCAGCAAGCUGAGACCAAUCAGUUGAAAGGCGAAGAAGUGAAAAAUCUAAUUGCUCAGUUAGAACAAAGCAUUGCCUCCUACAAAGAGGAGUACGCACAGCUGAUCUCUCAAGCUCAAGCUAUCAAGGCUGACCUGGAAAAUGUUCAAGGCAAAGUAGACAGAUCCAUUGCUCUCUUGAAAUCAUUAGUCAUCGAGAGAGAAAGAUGGGAAGCUACAAGCGAAACAUUUAGAAGUCAAAUGUCUACGAUUAUUGGUGAUGUUCUUCUGUCCUCUGCAUUCCUUGCAUAUGCUGGUUACUUUGAUCAACAUUAUCGUCAAAAUCUAUUCUCCACUUGGUGUCAACAUUUGCAACACGCAAACCUGCAAUUCCGUGCUGAUAUCGCAAGAACGGAAUAUUUGUCAAAUCCUGAUGAGCGUUUGAGAUGGCAAGCUAAUGCUUUGCCAACAGAUGAUCUAUGCACAGAAAAUGCUAUAAUGUUGAAACGUUUCAACAGAUAUCCAUUGAUCAUUGAUCCAUCAGGACAAGCUACGGAAUUCAUAAUGAAUGAGUUCAAGGAUAGAAAAAUUACUAAGACUAGUUUCUUGGAUGAUUCAUUUAGGAAGAAUCUCGAGAGUGCUCUUCGGUUUGGUAAUCCAUUGUUGGUCCAGGAUGUAGAAAAUUAUGAUCCAAUUCUAAAUCCUGUCCUGAAUAGAGAAUUGAGAAGGACAGGUGGUCGUGUAUUGAUUACGCUCGGAGAUCAAGAUAUCGAUCUUUCGCCAUCAUUCGUGAUAUUCUUGUCCACAAGAGAUCCCACGGUUGAAUUUCCACCAGACAUAUGUUCUCGUGUAACAUUUGUUAACUUCACCGUCACCAGGAGCUCCUUGCAGAGUCAAUGUCUCAACCAGGUUCUCAAAGCAGAACGUCCUGAUAUAGAUGAAAAGAGAUCAGAUCUACUGAAACUUCAAGGAGAAUUCCAUUUGAGAUUGCGACAGCUUGAGAAAUCUUUACUGCAAGCAUUGAAUGAUGCCAAAGGAAAGAUCCUUGACGAUGACUCCGUCAUCACUACCCUGGAAACGCUGAAACAGGAGGCUGCUGAUAUCAGCAAGAAGGUGGAAGAAACUGACAAGGUUAUAGGUGAAAUUGAAACUGUCUCGCAACAGUACAUGCCGCUAUCCCAAGCAUGCUCGAAUAUGUACUUCACCAUGGAUAGUCUGAACCAAGUGCAUUUCUUGUAUCAGUACUCUUUAAAGAUGUUCCUAGACAUAUUUACCACCGUUCUCUCACAGAACCCCAAAUUGUCCGGAAUAUCUGAUUACACACAGAGAUUGUCUUUAAUUACAAGCGACUUAUUCUCUGUCUGUUACGAACGUGUUGCUCGUGGAAUGUUGCAUACAGACAGACUUACGUUUGCCUUACUGCUUUGUCGCAUUCAUCUAAAAGGAGUUGUUACGGAGUCGACCUACGAUAGCGAAUUCACGUUCUUCCUACGUGGCAAAGAGGGCGUGCUCAAUAUUCGCGCGCCACCAAUGCCAAGUCUUAGCUCUGAACAACAAGAAGCAAUGAUACGUUUGAGCCUAAGGGUUCCAGCUUUUAAGAAACUCGCUGAAAAGAUUCAAGAUAAUUCUGACUUCAGCACCUGGUUACAAUCCCCAACGCCGGAAACCUGCGUACCUAAACUUUGGGAAGAAGAGAAACCAUUGAGUCCUAUAGGAACGACUAUGCAUCAGCUACUAAUAAUUCAAGCAUUCAGGCCAGAUCGUGUAAUUGCUGCAGCUUCGUUAGUAGUGACUUCAGCUCUUGGUGAGUCUUUCAUGGCUGCAGCUGAGGUCGAACUGGACUUUGCUUCCGUCGUGGAAAAUCAACUAAAAGCUACUGUGCCAGCCCUUCUGUGCUCUGUACCUGGUUUCGACGCUUCCAGCAGAGUUGACGACCUGGCGGCAGAGCUAGGAAAACAAAUUGCUAGUAUCGCUAUCGGUUCCGCAGAAGGUUUCAAUCAAGCUGACAGAGCCAUUAACAUGGCCGUUAAAGCUGGAAGAUGGGUACUCUUGAAAAAUGUACAUCUUGCACCUCAGUGGUUGGUACAACUUGAGAAGAAGUUACACAGUAUCCAGCCGCAUGCAAACUUCAGACUCUUCCUCACCAUGGAAAUUAAUCCUAAAGUACCAGUUAAUCUACUCAGAGCUGGUAGAAUAUUCGUAUUCGAACCACCUCCAGGUAUCAGGGCAAAUUUGCUGCGUACCUUCAGCACUGUACCUGCUUCACGUAUGAUGAAAGCACCUAAUGAACGUGCUCGCCUGUACUUCCUGUUGGCAUGGUUCCACGCCAUCGUUCAGGAACGUCUUCGUUAUGCUCCUUUAGGAUGGGCCAAACACUAUGAGUUCAAUGAAAGUGAUCUGAGGGUCGCCUGCGACACCCUUGACACCUGGAUAGAAGCAACAGCAAUGGGUAGAACAAAUCUUCCACCAGAGAAAGUACCAUGGGAUGCUUUGGUGACACUUCUGUCUCAAUGUAUCUAUGGUGGCAAAAUUGACAAUGAUUACGAUCAACGUUUAUUAGCUUCUUUCUUGCGUAAAUUAUUCACGCCUAGAUCCUUCGAAGCUGAUUUUGCUCUGGUUGCCAAUGUUGACGGUGCUCAAGGAAAUCAACGUCACAUAACUAUGCCCGAUGGUAACAGACGGGAUCACUUCCUGAAGUGGAUUGAAUCCUUGUCAGAUAGACAAACACCGUCCUGGUUAGGAUUACCUAAUAACGCAGAAAAGGUCCUGCUUACCACUAGAGGAACAGAUUUGGUAUCAAAACUUCUAAAAAUGCAGCAACUGGAGGAUGAGGAUGAGCUAGCAUAUUCUAACGAAGAGUCCCUAGAUACUCCACGUGAAGCUGAAGCUGAUGGACGCCCAUCAUGGAUGAGAACCUUGCAUAAUUCUGCAUCUACGUGGCUACAGUUGUUGCCGAAAAAUCUGCCUACUCUCAAGAGAACUGUGGAAAAUAUUAAAGAUCCGUUGUACAGGUACUUCGAAAGAGAAGUUAAUAGUGGAGCUAGACUACUUCAAGAUGUUAUUCAUGACUUGGAGGAUGUCGUACUAAUUUGUAAAGGUGAGAAGAAACAAACAAAUUAUCAUAGAACAAUGCUGUCUGAAUUGGUAAAGGGUAUUUUACCUGGUGGAUGGAGAAGGUACACGGUACCUAGAGGAUGUACCGUAAUACAAUGGAUCACUGACUUCAGCCACAGAGUCACCCAAUUACAAGAGGUGUCCAGACUCGUAUCUCAGGGAGGAGCGAAAGAAAUCAAGAGUUUCCCAGUUUGGCUCGGUGGAUUAUUAAAUCCAGAGGCUUAUAUUACUGCAACGAGACAGUGUAUUGCUCAGGCCAACAGUUGGUCCCUGGAAGAGCUCCAGCUUGAUGUAACUAUUGGGGACGGCGAUAACAUCGCUACAGAUGAUUGUUCCUUUGCAGUCACCGGAUUGAAACUGCAGGGAGCCCAGUGCAAAGAUAAUCAGUUAUACCUUACAUCAACUAUUAUGACUGAUUUACCAGUAACAAUGCUGAGAUGGACUCGCUCUGCUAGCGAAGAAGUUAGGAAAGGAAAAUUGUCUUUACCUGUUUAUCUAAACAGCACACGAACAGAACUUCUAUUUACUGUAGAUUUGAACAUCGCUUCAGGCCAAGAGCAACAUAGCUUUUAUGAGAGGGGUGUCGCUGUUUUGACAUCCACUGCCUUAAAUUAGAAUGACUUUUAUGGAGAAGAAAUUCGAUAAAUCUUAAUAUAUUCAGAUCCAUCAAUAACGAUGGAAUUUUGUGCAACCCGUGCAAUGAAUACCAAUACCGAAUAUGCAUUCAGUUGAUUAUGUUCCAAUCAGAUUUACUUCCCUUGGUAAACUUACAAAUGAACAUUCUAAUAGUUAUCGUGAAAUGUUGUAACAAAAUAUUUAUCGUCCUACAGUUUGUACUGCAUGAAUUUCAAGCUGAAGAGCGCAUGUGCUAAAGUAAUGUACAUUUAAAAGAUCUCUGUUUAUACUUUGUAGCGGAAUUAAAAUGCAAACGCAGUAUAUAUUUAAAAACAAUGGCUGCGACCGAUAGCUUGUGAUAUACAUGAUAUUUAAUUCUUUUUCUAAUGUUCUGCUUUUAAUAUUUACUCUAUGAAAUAAGAUUACAUCGAAACCUUUCGAAAGUAAACUGAAACACUGCAUGAUAGUAUUUGUAAUGUUACUCAACGGCAUCUAAAUAAAUGAAAUAACAGUGUCCAAUAGAAA